This is a messenger RNA of Agrilus planipennis (emerald ash borer), 2825 nucleotides long. RefSeq names its product CTD small phosphatase-like protein 2. The record is from RefSeq and is a predicted model, not a curated record. NCBI's taxonomy places the organism in Eukaryota, Metazoa, Arthropoda, Insecta, Coleoptera, Buprestidae. The transcript has 5 exons. Gene Ontology annotation, molecular function: phosphoprotein phosphatase activity. Bases 271 to 1812 code for a protein of 513 amino acids.
GUGGAAGUUCGUGUUUAUGGAUAAUUGGAUAACAAAUAUUGUUUGAAAAGUGUGGGGAAUUUUGUUUUGAUUUUUUUGAAAGACCGCUUCUUUUUAGAAGAAAACAAAACAAGCAAUCAAGGCGGGAAGGUAUUAUGCUUUCUCGCCGUACGCGAUAUUCGUCCUUGUGGUGAUGUACUUAAGUGUCAAUAUCGGGAAGCGUGUUUUCAAUUCUACAUAUUAAUAAUAGGUGUAGGGUAGAUAUAGAAUCCAUGUAUAUUGUAGUGGAUCAUGUGGUUAAGAAGUGAAAAGCGCAACAAAUUACGCACAUUUUCUUUAUGCACAAGUAAAAUUAAAAAGGCUAAAAGGGCGUUAAAGAAAACGAAGGAAUGGUCACAAGGAUGCUCAAAGAAAAUCGCUCUGUCUCUGUAUAAGAACUACAGCAAGCUGAGAAAAAAAAAGUCAAACAGCAAAUGUAUGCAAAAGCCUAAUGGAUUUCUCUCAAAGAGAGUUACACAGAAUUGCAAAGAGAAUUACGAAGCUCAAAUGGUUCCAGAACUGCGUGAUUUAAAAAAAACCAAUGAGAUAAAAAUGGAGUCUGAAAAAAGUAUCGAAAUAAAAUUCGAGGAGAACCUUAGUUGUGAUCCUUUUAUGGGCAUCAAUUCCAAUGGUCAGACCUUUACUACUUUAGAAAACACCAAUGUUGACCUACCAAAAGAAAUAGAGUAUUCAAAAAUCGAAAUUGACUCGAAUCUUAACAUUAGUUGUGCUGAGAAUAUAAGGAGCAUUGAAGUAUAUGACAAAAUUGAUCUUACUGAUAAGCGAGUUAUCGAUUUUGACAAAUCUAAGUACACCUAUACUGCUUUUUCGCAUAAAUUUUGCGAAAGCAUGUACUAUGAUUAUCCACCAGAAAGUUCUGCUUACCAAGAUUAUGCAUUAACUAAUGAUUUUAAUCAAUUCAACGGUAAUUCGGAUUUCACGACUUUGUUGGAUGAAGAAAUGUCUAAAACGAAUGCCCUUUUAGCUAUGAAUCAUAUAAAUGCUGAGUAUGACUAUAAUAUACAACAGUACUGCGAAAGUCCGCCCAGCGACAAUCUUAUUACAAGCCAACAAUCCCCGAGAGUUCAGGUAAAUGGAGAGGAGCGACUGGACGGGAAUCCUGAACAUGUGGAAGUCGAAGACACUUGGGAAGCAUUUGAUCCAUAUGUUUUUAUCAAGCAUUUGCCACCUUUGACUGUUGAAAUGAGAUCCAAAUGUCCUGCACUACCACUCAAGACAAGAUCCAGUCCAGAAUUUAGUUUGGUUUUAGAUCUUGAUGAAACUUUGGUUCAUUGCAGUCUCCAGGAACUGCCUGAUGCGAGUUUUCACUUUCCCGUUUUGUUUCAAGAUUGUUCUUACACUGUAUACGUUAGGACGCGUCCUUUUUUUCGCGAAUUCCUUGAAAAAGUAUCGCAAUUGUUCGAGGUCAUCCUGUUCACUGCGUCGAAACGCGUUUAUGCCGAUAAAUUACUAAAUUUGUUGGACCCCGAACGCAAGUGGAUUAAAUAUAGACUCUUCAGGGAGCACUGCAUAUGCGUCAAUGGAAAUUACAUCAAGGACCUUUCGAUAUUAGGACGAGAUUUGUCCAAAACCAUUAUCAUUGACAAUUCACCACAGGCAUUUGGAUAUCAUUUGAAUAAUGGUAUCCCAAUUGAAAGUUGGUUUGUAGAUCAAACUGAUUCUGAACUUUUGAAACUUCUUCCAUUUUUAGAAGAUUUGGUACAGAUGAAGGAAGAUGUGCGUCCACAUAUUCGCAACAAAUUUAAAUUGUUCAGUUAUUUACCGCCAGAUUAAGGGAACCUGCUUUGUACUUAGACAAUCGAAUUAUUAAGAGAAAUAUGUUUUAAUGUUAUACAUCAUGAACGAAUCGUCUAUUAGUACAAAAAAGGAAUUGUUGCCUUGUAAUCUACAAGUGAGUGAUUAGGAGUUUUAAAGCACAAAUAUUCGCUUUUAUUCACGAUUUUAAAUACUAUAAAAGUUAAGACGGAAUUAGAUAAAAUAUUUUAUACUUUUUAAUAAUCAGUACAUAUUUAUUUAUAUAAUAUUAUGUCACAUUAAGUUCAAAACAUUUCAAUCAUCAUCAAACUCAUUAUUUAUGUCGUCAUUAAUAAAUGGUAAUUUUAUAUCAUGAAUUUUACGAUUUUGUCUCGAAUUAUUUUUAAAGUAAUUUUGUUUUAAUGUAUACAUAUUUAAAACCAUUGUGUAGUCCAUCAAAAUUGCCAUACGUAUACAUAUUUAGAAAAAAGAAUAGCGGCGUUUUUAUCUAACGCUAAACAAUUAUUGAUUACCAGUUUUUAAUUAAGUUAUCCAUUUAGUAUUGAUCGUUAGAUUGAUUCGCUUCGAUGGAUCUCUGCACUGUUUGCUGCUUUUUCUUAUAUUCGUUCAUGAUUGAUAACGUCUCAAAAUAGCCGACUAACGCUAGUUAUUUAAACAAAAAGAGUAAAAUGAAAUUUUAAGACUGAAGUGCCUAUUAUAUUGUGUUAUUUUUAAAUCGUGUUUAAGGACCGUUUACGUUGGCGAUCGAUCUCGGUAUUUUCGGUAGGUGUUAGUAAUGAAAGCUUUAAUUUGUUCAAAAAUCACCCCCCAAUAGAAAUAUAAUGUUGGAACGUUAGUUGGUAUUUUGAGGGUGAAAAAAUAUCGAACAUUCAUCGUUAGGAAGCCCAUAUCAUCAAUUUUCGUUAUUAAUUUCUAUUAAUAUAGGGAGCAAUCAUUAAUUAUUAGAGUUCUUGCCACAUUAAAGUAAUAGCUGUUACAUUAUUAGAUAAAACGAAAACAAGAAACAUAAUACAACAUAAUAUUAUAUACUU